This is a messenger RNA of Myxocyprinus asiaticus (Chinese sucker), 3061 nucleotides long. RefSeq names its product SPRY domain-containing SOCS box protein 1. Bases 686 to 1507 code for a protein of 273 amino acids. The record is from RefSeq and is a predicted model, not a curated record. Gene Ontology annotation, molecular function: protein binding. Gene Ontology annotation, biological process: proteasome-mediated ubiquitin-dependent protein catabolic process. NCBI's taxonomy places the organism in Eukaryota, Metazoa, Chordata, Actinopteri, Cypriniformes, Catostomidae. Gene Ontology annotation, cellular component: SCF ubiquitin ligase complex. The transcript has 4 exons.
ACUUAAAAUUAGCCCUUCCUGGACUUCCUAGGUUGCCUAUUAAAGCCUGUAGACUGAUUGUCAUGCGAAGGGAGCGGGUCGCUUUUGCCGGGAAAAUCCAAAGGAUGUGACGUUUUGUCCGCUCCUGAGAGCCUUGCCUCAGUGUUUCCUUAUUUAACAGCGUCAACAGACAGUCUGCAACACUAGGUAACGUUAUCUUAGAGAUGGAAUCCAGUAAACAUCCGGCUCCCAGCACCACACCGACUCCUACACAAAAUCAGAGUAAGCCAAAAAAAAAAAACCAUUUAUCUACUGAAUCCAGUCUGGCUAAGCGGGAACGUGAUCGUGGUCGAGUGAAAACUAGAGUGAACAUCGGCAGGGCGUUUGAUUCCUGGAGGGACCUUCGUUCGGUUUUGGGGAUCAAAACCAACCCUGAAUUGGCAUUCUUCUUAUUGGACAGACAAAUCAGUCAGCAGACAACUUUUGGACAGCGAGCAGAUCGAAACCAUUUAUUUCUGGUGAGCUUAUCUAGCAGCUGAUUUGACCUGGUUUCCCAGCAACCACUGACAUAAAAACAGCCGCCUUGGCCUCCUGAUUUGCGGAGGGGCAUAGGUGAAGGAGUGCACCCUGACUGCCCUCUUUUUCUGGUACUUGCUGUAUUUUGCUAAGGGAGGGGGAGCAAGGUACCAUUAAAACCACCCAGAGCAUGGGGCAGAAGGUUCCGGGAGGCAUAAAGACUGUGGAUAUGCGGGACCCGGCGUUUCGGCCUCUUAAGCUAGAGCUGCAGGCCCUGGACUAUACCAAGCCCUCCCGCCUGGAUUUGCUGUUAGAUAUGCCACCAGCCAUGCAAGAUGUUCAAGUGCAGCACUCGUGGAACAAUGAUGACCGAUCACUCAACAUAUUUGUUAAAGAGGACAAUAAACUGAUAUUCCACCGGCACCCAGUAGCCCAGAGUACAGAUGCUAUCCGGGGCCGGGUGGGUUAUACACGGGGACUGCAUGUUUGGGAGAUCAGUUGGGCCAUGCGCCAGCGGGGCACCCAUGCCGUUGUUGGUGUGGCGACUGGAGAGGCCCCAUUGCAUUCUGUAGGAUACACUGCUCUUGUAGGAAACAAUAGUGAGUCUUGGGGCUGGGACCUGGGACGCAAUAAACUUUAUCAUGAUGGCAAGAACCAGCCUAGUAGGACCUAUCCAGCUUUUCUUGAGCCUGAUGAGACCUUUAUUGUCCCGGACUCAUUUCUGGUUGUCCUGGACAUGGAUGAGGGGACAUUAAGUUUUAUUGUCGAUGGACAAUAUUUAGGGGUUGCUUUCAGAGGACUCAGAGGAAGAAAGCUAUAUCCCGUUGUGAGCGCUGUGUGGGGACACUGUGAAAUCAGAAUUCGGUACAUCAAUGGACUUGACCCUGAACCUCUGCCGUUAAUGGACCUCUGUAGGCGCUCAGUGCGGGUCGCAUUGGGGAGAGAGCGACUGUGUGAAAUCCAUGGACUGCCCUUACCUGCCUCCCUUAAGAACUACUUGCUCUACCAAUGAUGAUAGUAGUGCUUUUAUAAACAGUUUAAGGCAUAGCUUUCGCCUCUGUCUCUCUCUGGGAUUACUCUUUCUGGCAAGCCUAUUUCAUUACAAUAUUGUUUUGGUGCUAUACUCAGUCAUUGGUUAUGGUACCAAAAAUAUUUUUUUACAAAUCAGACCAAGGACACCUCGCUAUCAAGUUUGAUGCUUUUACAAUCAAGUGGGAAAUCCUUGGUGCGAGUCUCUGUCUUGUUUCGCUAGACAUUAAACUGAAGGCUUCCAGAACCCUCUGGCAGGUAAUCGGCUGAAAACAAGAACCGUUGUCCACUCUGCACAUGGCUUAGUGAAACCUCAGCUGUUUUUCAAGGCCUUCUCCUUUUAUAAGUUGUUUUUUAUUCCGUCCUUGAAUCAGUUUUUUUAAUGAGAUGUUGGCAUACCUUAAGCAUUCUUGUAUCAUGUCAUUAAUUUGAGGGUUUAUAUAGUGACUCUGUGGGCAAUGCAAAAUACAUUAGCUUGUCAACACUUCAGGCUUAACACCCAGUAAAUUUGAAUGGGUCUGAUGAUCACAAGGUACCUGGAUAGUAUUAUCUAAUCCAUUUGUAUGUGAAGUUUUUCCAUUUAGGAGUCCUAAUCCUUCCUCGUGCAGUCAUUGUAAAAGAAGGUAGCUGAGUCAACUUUGGUGCAGGGGCUGCGGUCAGGUUUUAGCUGGUUAACUAAAAAGUUGACAGACAACAUGCUCUGUGGAAGGUGAUUGCUUCCCUGCUCACUCCUGGCAGGUUAAAAAUAGCCUGGUUUUAGCUGCAAGACUGACCGUCUGGCCUGGAAAAACAGUCUUUGACUUCUGUGUCUGAGGGGGUGUUGAGAGAGUCGCAUUCGUGGAAACAACCAAAGCUAGUUUGUAAUGCUAGCUUUUUUUUUAUCACUCAUUAGUCAACAAGUCCCUCUCCUCUGUUCACACUGUAAUGUCCGAAGUGCCUGGCUUAUGAUACUAGCAUAUGAAGAGAAGCCAUGAAUUGAAGUCCUUUUUUAUAUUAAAAUAAGAUUUAAUCACCGUGAGGCUAUGCAGCAUACAUUAAUAAAUAAGAGCUUGAUUAGCUUGAUCGCUGUAAUGGCCCCUAAAUCCUGUUAACACCUGCAUAACUUGUACAAGUUCCUCUGGUUUAACCUGUUUAAUUCAUAAAAGGUCUGUUUUUAAACCUCUUAAUGAUUUGUUGGGUAAAGCAAGGAUGGAAAAGUAACACUGAUGUGUGGUGCCUUGUCUGUGAGUUAAUCAUGUCCUCUGAGGUUUAGGCAAAAGUGAUGCAAGAAAUGUUUUUUUUUUUUUUUUCCCUCUUUGCUCUGCUCUUUAAGACUUGAUGGUAAGAUUGCCAAUUAUUGUCAUUUUGUUUAGUUUUUUCCAUGCUAGUCUUUUUAGAUGUAAAUUGUAGUUCAUUUUUGGCAUUCAUUUUGCUAAAUGUGAGGGGGAUAGUUUGGAUCCCUGUUUUUAAACCCUUUCUGCCUGCAGAUCACCAUUCUCUUUGUAUUCAGUGAUGUAGAUAAUUUUGGUUACUAUCUAAUAAAGUUUAUUAUAAUUGA